GCCUCUACAGCUGCUGGCAGUGUCCUGACAGAAGUGGGGGAAGCAGUAAGGCUGCAGUCUGGCUUGAAUCCCGCUCAUCACGGCUUCGAAACCCCUCUAAGGUUCAAAGGGAAGCAGCAAGGAUUCCAAGGUCUCACUGUCCUCACAGCCAAUGAAGGGCCAGCGAGGGAGGAGCCUGGCGCCGCUAGAGCUUCUAAGGAAAUCAUCCUCCCUCCGUGCAGCGGAGUCUGAGCCCUGCCGCAUCUGUCACAGCAGAACAAAAUAAUCAGACGGUAGAGGAGAAACACUGAAAGCUUUGAGAUGCUGUGGCACUUUCUGAAACAUUUGCUGAGGGUUCCCAUGGAGCUGUUCUUUUAAAACGAGUUCUUUUUGAAGCUGGUUUGAGUAACUGGGAAAAUGAUACAUAUGCUGAACGCAGCCUCUGAUCGAGUGAAAUGGACCAGAUCGGGUAUUGCUAAGAGGGCUGCCUGCCUGGUGGCUGCGGCAUAUGCUCUGAAAACCCUCUAUCCCAUCAUUGGCAAGCGUUUGAAGCAGUCUGGCCAAGGGAAGAAAAAAGAAGCUUGCCGGGCUGCAGAGCACAGAGAAGUACUGCAUUGCACCGAGACCGUUUGUAAAAACCCUUCUCCGGGAGUGAAUGCAGAUUUUUUCCAACAGCUACUGGAACUUCGGAAAAUUCUUUUUCCAAAACUUGUGACCACUGAAACGGGGUGGCUCUGCCUCCACUCAGUGGCCCUCAUCUCAAGGACCUUUCUGUCUAUCUAUGUGGCAGGUCUGGAUGGGAAAAUCGUGAAAAGCAUUGUGGAAAAGAAGCCUCGGACUUUCAUCUUCAAAAUAGUCAAGUGGCUUAUGAUUGCCAUCCCCGCCACCUUCGUCAACAGUGCAAUAAGGUACCUGGAGUGCAAGCUGGCUUUGGCCUUCAGAACUCGCCUUGUAGACUACGCUUAUAAAACCUAUUUUACAAAUCAGACUUAUUAUAAGGUGAGCAAUAUGGAUGGAAGGCUGGCAAACCCUGACCAGUCUCUUACCGAGGAUAUCAUGAUGUUCUCCCAGUCCGUGGCUCAUUUGUAUUCCAACCUGACCAAACCUAUUUUAGAUGUAAUUCUAACCUCCUACACACUCAUCCAGACUGCUACCUCCAGAGGUGCAAGCCCCACUGGGCCUACCCUGCUAGCAGGACUUGUGAUCUAUGCCACGGCUAAAGUGUUGAAAGCCUGCUCUCCCAAAUUUGGUAAAUUGGUGGCUGAGGAAGCUCAUAGAAAAGGCUACUUGCGAUACGUACACUCCAGAAUCAUAGCCAAUGUGGAAGAAAUUGCGUUUUACAGAGGACAUAAGGUAGAAAUGAAGCAACUCCAGAAAAGUUACAAAGCUUUAGCGGAUCAGAUGAACCUUAUUUUAUCCAAACGCUUGUGGUACAUCAUGAUAGAGCAGUUCUUGAUGAAGUAUGUUUGGAGCGGCUGUGGACUAAUUAUGGUGGCUAUACCUAUUAUCACUGCAACUGGCUUUGCAGAUGGUGAUCUAGAGGAUGGCCAGAAACAAGCUAUGGUUAGUGAACGGACCGAAGCCUUCACCACUGCUCGCAAUUUAUUGGCCUCUGGAGCUGAUGCUAUUGAAAGGAUCAUGUCUUCAUACAAAGAGGUAACCGAAUUAGCAGGCUAUACUGCUCGAGUGCACAAUAUGUUUAUGGUCUUUGAUGAAGUAAAAAGAGGCGUUUAUAAGAGAAUGGCUACCACUGAAGAGCCCAGAAAUCAUAGCAAGGAUGACGCUAACAUACAUUUACCCCUCAGUGACACACUGGCAAUCAAAGGAAAAGUUAUUGAUGUGGAUCAUGGAAUUAUUUGUGAAAAUGUUCCCAUAAUUACACCAGCAGGAGAAGUGGUGGCUUCCAGGCUAAACUUCAAAGUGCAAGAAGGAAUGCAUCUUUUGAUAACUGGUCCCAAUGGCUGUGGAAAAAGCUCUCUCUUCAGAAUUCUAAGUGGGCUCUGGCCUGUGUAUGAAGGAGUCCUUUAUAAACCACCUCCCCAGCAUAUGUUCUACAUCCCACAGAGACCGUAUAUGUCUCUUGGAAGCCUUCGGGAUCAAGUCAUUUACCCUGACUCAGUGGAGGAUAUGCAUGGUAAAGGUUACACAGACCAGGAUUUGGAGUGUAUUCUACACAGUGUCCACCUGUAUCACAUAGUUCAAAGAGAAGGAGGAUGGGAUGCUGUUAUGGACUGGAAAGAUGUCCUAUCAGGAGGCGAAAAGCAACGAAUGGGCAUGGCUCGUAUGUUUUAUCAUAGACCCAAAUAUGCACUGUUAGAUGAAUGUACCAGCGCCAUCAGCAUUGACGUUGAAGGAAAGAUAUUUCAGGCUGCGAAAGGGGCUGGGAUAUCCUUACUGUCUAUAACACACAGGCCUUCUCUGUGGAAAUACCACACUCAUUUAUUACAGUUUGAUGGUGAAGGAAGUUGGCGCUUUGAACAACUGGAUACUGCUAUCCGUUUAACAUUGAGUGAAGAAAAACAAAAGCUAGAGUCUCAGCUAGCCGGAGUUCCCAAAAUGCAGCAGAGACUCAAUGAACUGUGCAAAAUUCUAGGGGAAGACUCUGUGCUGAAAACAAUCAGAAAUGAGGAUGAGACGUCCUGAUUCAUUUGACAUGCUGUAAAGGUUAAGUUUUAGGUAAAGACUCACAGAUGCCCUGUUACAAUGCAUGAGGUGUGUCACGCUAAGCACAGAAAAAACAAAGCCAGCAAGAAAUAUUUUAUAGAACUUUAGCAUCGGUGAAGCGGAUGGCUUACCUUUUCAGAAGAAAAUAAACAAAUGCUUAAUGUGAGAUUAGUCAUGAUGGCUUAAGCUAAUUCUUAGUGAGAGCCUAAUUUACCUGUAAAACAGGAUUUUCUAGGUGAAUUCAUGGUGAAUAUCAGAUUACUAUGUAUAAUGUGAUGUGCCUGACAUUUUUAACUUGAGAGAUAUCUUCGAAGUGCAAACUUAUGAGCCGCAUUUGGGCUGAUACCAGGUGCGUAAGCAUUAGGGCUCUGAGUACCAUUUGAGUCUCUUCUCAAUUGAUACUAGGUUUAAUAGCUAUCAUGUUUGUUAUUGCUAGUGGCCAACUAAAUCUUAUACAAAAUACCUGACAGUUUAACAAAUAAUCUCAAUAUAAAAAAAUAUUUCGAGGGCAGUGGUUGCGAGAAAAAAGUAUGGCUAAACAAGUACACAAUGGCAUUUUUUAAAUUUUUAAACUUUGAACAUCUUAAUGCAGGGACAUGAAAAAUAAUUUUAAUGAGACUCUUGCGUAUUUCUUAAUAAAACCUUUCAUUUUUAAAAGAGAAUUGCCAAUAUAGAAAUAGGGUUUCCAAACAAUGUUUGUCUCAGCCUGGUGUUUUGCUUAGCAGCAUUAUCUAUUACAAUUUCUGUCUAGAAAUACUGCUUUAUUGUGUGUGUGUGCCCGAAGGAGGAGUCCAUUGGCGUGGGGUGGCGCAUGCCUAGAAUCCCAGCAUUCAGAAGGCUGAGGGAGGAGGAUCGCUGAGAGUUCUAAGUCAGCCUGGGCUACAUAGUGAGUUCAAAGCUAGCCUGAACUACAUAGUGAGACCCUGCCUCAAAAAAAGAAAAAGUACUAUAAUCAGUAGGUUCUUAAAAUCACAAUAAUAUUAGCAUAGAUUGAAAUAGUACUUUAAUCGCUUCUCGGCCUUUUGGCUAAGAUCAAGUGGAAUAGUACUUUAUAAUGUAUAAUCUCCAUUUACAUCGUUUCAUUUUCAUGUUUGUGGCAAUCUUUUGAGACAAAUUUUUUUUUCUAUUUUGAUAUUGAGAAAAAUUGGAUCUCAGAUGUAGCCUAAUUAUGCAGUUUAGUUAGGGACAGAUCUGGGGAUCUAGUGAGUGUCUCCUGACCCUGACUCACUGCUGCUACCACCAUUAAACUGUAUGUAACGGGUUCUAGUACUAAACUGAGGUGGGCUGGUCGACGGCAAGGUGAGGGCCAAAAUAGUAAGAAGUAUAAAAAUUAGAUGAAACAUUGACAAGGAAAUAUAUUUGGUAACGUUCUUACAGCUGUUUGGUUAUUGUUUGCGGGAAAUGUGGAAAGAUCAUUGGUAUCUGUUGAAAAUGGGCCAAGGGAGCUGGCAGAUCUUUUAGCAACUCACCGUCUUCCUCAAUAUUAAUGUACUUUGAGUAGCAGUAACUAGAAGGGCAGUGCAUUACAUUUUAGGCAAAUUUAUUACAAAUCAUUAGAAAUAAUACAUAUGUAUCAGUCAUAUGAAAUAGAGCCUACCUAUUUGUGUGCCCUUGGAAAUACAAAAGCCAGGACUGAUGGUUUAAUUUCUCAUUCUCUAUGCUACCUUGCUGAUAGGCUGUUAAAAAUUGGAAAUACUGGUUUUAUGUGUAAUGUAGACAUAGGCAUAAUAAUUGCUACGUCAGUGAUUCUUAGACUUUUUGAUGACGUACAAAACUUGGAAGUCAUUCAUGGUGAUUGUUAUAGAACAUCAUAGAAUUUCCACAUUUUUAAUUCUCCAAGAAAACUAGGACAUUUUGUCAAUAAAUAUAACUAUCUUGUAUAAAGAUAAAAUGCAAUAUAAAAUAAUCAGUAUAUUUGUCUAAGUUUUUCAGUUAGUAUCAUUAGCUGUUCAUUUAUCCCAUUGUCUGCUGUUACUUAUUAUGAGGAAAGUGAGGCGGGAAUUGAAUAUUUUUU
Chinchilla lanigera (long-tailed chinchilla) is the source of this 4657-nucleotide messenger RNA. RefSeq names its product ATP-binding cassette, sub-family D (ALD), member 2 (gene Abcd2). Gene Ontology annotation, biological process: peroxisome organization; very long-chain fatty acid catabolic process; fatty acid beta-oxidation. Gene Ontology annotation, molecular function: ATP binding; ABC-type transporter activity; ATP hydrolysis activity. Gene Ontology annotation, cellular component: peroxisomal membrane. The transcript is spliced from 11 exons. The record is from RefSeq and is a predicted model, not a curated record. The coding region runs from base 397 to 2622 and encodes 741 amino acids. Lineage: Eukaryota; Metazoa; Chordata; Mammalia; Rodentia; Chinchillidae.